Messenger RNA from Ailuropoda melanoleuca (giant panda), 9863 nucleotides. RefSeq names its product zinc finger protein 805 (gene ZNF805). Gene Ontology annotation, molecular function: DNA-binding transcription factor activity, RNA polymerase II-specific. The transcript has a single exon. Gene Ontology annotation, cellular component: nucleus. The record is from RefSeq and is a predicted model, not a curated record. Lineage: Eukaryota; Metazoa; Chordata; Mammalia; Carnivora; Ursidae. Bases 169 to 1632 code for a protein of 487 amino acids. Gene Ontology annotation, biological process: regulation of transcription by RNA polymerase II.
CUGUGUAUUGGAUUUCUUUCAGGUGACAAAGGAAAACCCAAGAUCACAGAAUCUACCACUAGUGAGCCAGCCCUAUCCAAGGGAGUCUCCCUCCAGGAACAACUAACACAAGGAUUUCAAGGGAACUCCCAGGUGGGCCAAACUAAGCAUCAGGAUGAGUCAUUGGAAAUGCAAGAAGGACACUUGAGACCAGAGAUAGACCUCCAGAAGAAGCUCCCUGGGAAAUCAAGCUCUGAACAUGGCCACAUAGGGACAGCUCGUAAUGCAUGUUCAAGGAUUGUACAGGAGCCAGUCCCUCUGGGAAGUGCUGUCCAUGACCAUGACUCAUGUGAAUCAGGUAAAGAUCCUGUGAUUCAGGAAGAAGAAAAUAUCUUUAAAUGCAAUGACUGUGGGAAAGUCUUUAACAAGAAACGCCUCCUUGCUCGACAUGAGAGGAUUCACUCUGGAGUGAAGCCCUAUGAAUGCACCGAGUGUGGGAAAACAUUUAGUAAAAGCACUUAUCUCCUUCAACACCACAUGGUCCACACAGGGGAGAAGCCCUAUAAGUGUAUGGAGUGUGGGAAGGCCUUCAACCGUAAGUCACAUCUUACACAGCACCAGCGGAUUCACAGUGGAGAGAAGCCUUAUAAGUGCAACGAGUGUGGGAAGGCCUUCACUCAUCGCUCCACUUUUGUCUUGCACAACAGGAGCCACACUGGAGAAAAACCCUUUGUGUGCAAAGAAUGUGGAAAAGCCUUCCGAGAUAGGCCAGGUUUCAUUCGUCACUACAUCAUCCACAGUGGCGAGAAUCCCUAUGAAUGCUUUGAGUGUGGCAAGGUAUUUAAACACAGGUCAUACCUCAUGUGGCACCAGCAGACUCACACUGGGGAGAAGCCCUAUGAGUGCAGUGAGUGUGGGAAAGCCUUCUGUGAGAGUGCAGCCCUCAUUCACCACUAUGUCAUCCACACUGGGGAGAAGCCCUUUGAGUGCCUAGAGUGUGGGAAGGCCUUCAAUCACAGGUCAUACCUCAAGAGGCACCAGAGGAUUCACACUGGGGAGAAACCCUAUGUGUGCAGUGAGUGUGGAAAGGCCUUCACCCACUGCUCUACUUUCAUCUUGCAUAAAAGGGCCCACACUGGAGAAAAACCUUUUGAGUGCAAAGAAUGUGGGAAAGCCUUUAGCAAUCGUGCAGACCUCAUUCGACAUUUCAGCAUCCACACUGGAGAGAAGCCGUAUGAGUGCAUGGAGUGCGGGAAGGCCUUUAACCGCCGGUCAGGGCUCACAAGGCACCAGCGGAUUCACAGUGGAGAGAAGCCCUAUGAAUGCGUUGAGUGUGGAAAAACCUUCUGUUGGAGCACAAACCUCAUUCGGCACUCUAUCAUCCACACUGGAGAGAAGCCUUAUGAGUGCGGUGAGUGUGGAAAAGCCUUCAGUCGCAGCUCAUCCCUCACUCAGCAUCAGAGGAUUCAUACUGGGAGAAACUCUGUCAGUGUAACAGAAGUGGGAAGACCCUUCACGAGUGGGCAGUCCUCAGUCAACCUCCAAGAGCUCCUAUUGGGGAAAGACUUCUUGGAUGUAACCACUGAGGAAACAUCUUACUCAGAAUCUGAUCAUUCGUACCAAAGAGAAACGCCUCAGUUUCCUUCCCUAUGAGAAACCCUUCUGUUGCAGGAUAUCAUCUGUCAUCUAAGAAGUCAGACUGGAAAUUGACCCAGUCUAGAGCCUUAUUCUACAUCUGAGAAUUCAUCCAGGGAGAGAUCCAGUGGUUAUAUGCAUGUAGGAAAACCUCCAGCUACAUCUUUUUAAUUUAUACUGCAGUAUUAUCUCAGGAACUUUUUUUCUUUUUUUUUUUUUUUCUUUUUAAAGGAAGGAGAGACUUAGAAGAGAAAAUGAACUGCAAACACAAACACAUUUUCUUUCAGAAUUCUUUGCCAAGCCUUUGGCACUUUGUCAUGGAUUCUCCAGUUUACUUGGCAGGAGGAGGGUUUUGUUUUAGAGGUAAAGGACCUAGACUUUUAUGGGUCUUGUAUAUACAUUCAUUGCUGUCCACUGUCAAGAGAGUUAAUUGAGAGCAGGUUUGGAAACUUCCUGCAUCUUCUUUGUUCUAAAACACUGUUUCUGUUCUUAAGGAGCUUAAUUUUUGUGAGAAAUACAAAGGCUGGAGCCAUCGAACACCUUUAUAUUGAGGAGAUAAGAAUACACAUAUGAAUGGGCACAUUUUAUUGCACCAGUUAAAGUUGUUUAAGGCUUUGAUUUUUUUUUAAAAAAAAUGAACUUUCAUGUUGUUUUAAGGAGCUGAUACUUAGACUUUUUCUUGGUCCUGUACUAUUGGUUUACUUGAUUGCUGUAAUUAGAUGGUAAAUCUUCUAGUUUGUGUAAAAUUAUUUCUCUCUCUUUAUUCUUUUUAUUUAAAACUGAUUUAGCACUCCUCAUUACUUUGAAUUUCCACAUAAACUUUUGGAGAAGCUUGUCUAUUUUACGAAAAAAUCUAUUGAAUUUCAAUAGAAAUUGAGUUAAAUUGUCAGAUCAGUUUGUUGAAAUUUGACAUCUUUACCGUGUUGAGUCUUCAAUUUACGAACACAGUAUGUCUCUAUGUUUAUUUAAGUAUUGCUUGAUUUACUUCAUCACUGUUUUAUAAAUUUCAAUAAUAGGUCCUGUAUGAUUUUUAUAAGGUUUAUAUCUAGUUGUUUUUUUUCUUUUAUUAUAAAUUGCAUUGAUUUUUAAACUUUCAAUUUCCACACAAGUUUUGGUAGUAUACAGAAAUGUAAUUAAAAUUUGAAUGUCAUUUUGGUAUCCUGCAGCCUUGCUGAACUGUAGGCAUUUAUUUGUUUUGAUAGAAUGUUUGGGGUUAGAAAACAUAGAAGUAUCAUCUACAAAAGAGACAGUUUUACUUCUUCCUUACCAUCUGUAUACCUAGUAUUUUCUUUUCUCAUCUGCUGUACUAGCUAGGAUUUCCAGUAUGUUGUUGAACAGUAGUAGUAAGAAUGGAUAUCCUUGUCUGGUUUCUGUUAUUAGGGGGGAAACAUUCAGUUUUUCAUCAAGUCUGACGUUAGUGUAAGGGUUUUUUUUAAAGAAGUUUCUUAUCAAGUUAGAAAGUUUCCCAUAUUCCUAAUUUGCUAUGCGUUUUUUUUUCUUGUUAUUGUGAAUGGGUGUUGAAGUUUAUCAUACACUUUUUCUCUACCAAUUGAUAUAAUUUUGUGUUUUUUCAUCUGUAGCUUGUUGAUAUGAUGUAUUACAUUAAUUUGAGUUUUGAAUGUGGAAUCAGCUUUGUGUUCUUGAAAUAAGCUCUACUUUGUUUAGAGUAUAAUUAUUUUUGUAUAUUACAUUACAGUAUUCAGUAUGCUAGUGUGUCGUUGAGGAAGUUUUCCUCUAAUUUCAUGAGUGGUAAUAAUACCUAGUUCUUUCAUUCAUUUUUGUUUGUUUUUUUGUCUUUUGUUUGUUUCAUACUGCCAUUGGUUUUGGUGUCUAGGUGAUAGUGGCCUCCCAAUAUGUAUUGGGAUUAUUCUUUUAUUAUGUGGAAGAUAGUAUAUAGAAUUGGUUUUAUUUUUAAUGUUUGGUAGCAUUCUCCAGUGAACCAUUUAUGCCUGGAGAUUUUUCUUUGGAUGCUUUUUAAUUAUGUAUUUAUUUUAUUUAAUAUGUAUAGAACUGUUCAGAAUAUCUGUUUCAUAUUGGAUGAAUUUUCAUAGUUGUCCUUUUUUAGGAAUUGUUCCAUUUCAUCUAAAUUUUCUUAAUUGUUUCAAGUAUUCCUUUAUUAUAUUGUUUAUGGUGGAAGAAUCUACUCAUACCUCCUGUUAGAUUCCUGAUAUUGGAAAUGUGUCAACUCUCUUUUUUAUCUUUGUUAAUCUUCUUAGAUACUUAUCAUUUUUUGAAUCUUUUUAAAGAAGCAGCACUUUAUACCACUGUUUUUUCUCUCUCACCUUUUUGUUCCUAAUUUCACUGAUACUUGUAUUGACCUUUAUUAUUCUUCCAUCUGCUUUGCUGGUAUUUUCCUUUGUAAUUUCUUGGGAUAGAUGCUUAGAUUACUGAUUUGAGCUUUUCUAAUAUAAGCAUUACAUUCUAUAAAUUUUCCUCAGCACUUUCCUCACAAGUUGUAAUACAUUUUAAUUACAUUUCAUUUGGUUCUAAGAAUUUCUUUAUUCAAGACUUCCUCUCUAACCCAUAAAUUAUUUAGAAGUACAUUGUUUAAUUUCCUAGUGUUUGGAGUAUUUCAUGCUUUUAAUGACUUCUCAUUUGUUUUAUAUUUGAUCUGGUUGUUUAAAUUUGUUGAGAUUUGCUUUAUGACCCAAAAUAUGGUCUAUCUUGAUGAAUGUUUAUAAGGUUGCUUGAAAAAGAAUGUGUAUUCUACUGUCAUGGGAUGGAGUUUGUAUAAAUGCCCGCGUGAUCCUGUUGGUUGAUGAUGUUAUUCAGAUUUUCUAUAUCUUUGAUUAUUUUCUGUUUAGUAUUGCUCUCAAUAGCUGAGAGAGGGAUUUUGAAGUCCUGCAGUAUAAUCUGGAAUUGUCUGUUUCACCUUUUAAGUUCUAUCAGUUUUUGCUUUGAGUAUUUCAAAGCUCUGUUGUAGGUGCAUACACUUUUAGGAUUGCUUUGUCAUCUUGGUGUGUUGACUUUUAUAUUAUUAUGUAAUGUCCCUUUUUGCCCCUAUAAAUUUUCUUUGGAGUAUACUUUAUCUGAUAUUAAUAUAGUCACUGUUGCAUUUUUGGGGUAAUAUUGUGCACUUUUCGGUUUAUAUUGUUCCAUAAUUUUAUUUUCAACCUUAUGUAUAUGAUUUGAAGUGAGUCCCCAGGAAUAGCACAUAUUCAGGUCAUGCUUUGUUUUUAUCCAUUUUGCUGAUUUCUUUUUAAGUUUAAAGUAAUUACUGAUAUGUUAGGGCUUAAGUUUGCCAGUUUAUGAUUUGGUUUUUCUUUGUUCCAGCUGUUUAUUUUUCCUCUGUUGUUUUGGGGUUUUUUGUUUUUUAUCUUUUGUUUUGCCUUCCUGUGGGUUACUUUAAUUUUUAGAAUUCCAUUUGAUAUAUCUAUGAUGUUUUUGAGUAUAUCUCUUUGUAUUUUAGUAGUUAUUUUAGGUAUUGUUUUAUACACAUAUAAUUUAUCAUAGCCAAUGGUGUCGAUACCUUCGCACUUUGAUAUGUAGAAAUCUUACUUUCAUUGGUUCCUUUACAUUCCCCACUCUUUAAUGUAAUUGUGUUAAGUAUUUCCUCUUUAUACACUGAGCAUCAUAGUGGAUGAUGUUUUUUGCUUCAACUAUCAAACAAUUUUUGCAAAACCCACGAGAAGUGUAGUCUGUUUACCUCUACUUUUAUCCAUUCCAUUGUUCUUUCUUACAAUCUCAAGAUUUUUCUUUUUUUUUGUUAGCAUUUCCUUUCUUUUUUGCAAACUCCUAUACAGAUCUUCCUUCACUUGUGAUGGAGUUACACAUCAAUAAACCCUUUUUAAGUUGAAAAUACCGCAGUCAAAAAUGCAUUUAGUACACCUAACCUACUGACCAUCAUAGUUUAACUAGCCUAUGUUGAACAUACUCAGAACACUUACAUUAGUUUACAGUUGGGCAGAGUCAUGUGACACAAAACCUAUUUUAUAAUAAAGUGUUGAAUAUCUCAUGUAAUAUACUGAAUACUAUACUGAAAGUGAAAAACUAUGAUUGUAUGGGUACUUAUCAUUAACAUACACAGCUGGGCCUAAAGAAUGUUUGAAGUGGUGAACUAAAAUUAAUUGCAUAAUGGGGAUGCUACAGUGACAAGAUCACCAAUUUCUCUUCCUUAUGAUGAGGCUGAUUAAUAGCUGGUAGACAGCACUAGGACAUCAACACUUGUUGAUGGUUUAGCCAAUAUAGUGUUCUUUAGGAAGAUACCAAGUUUUGACUGUGCAGUUUGUUUCUUUUUAUUAUAUGUUUUUCUGUAGCAAGCAAGAGCAUCCAGUAUCUGCCCAUCGGCUCUUGUGAAUGUCUUGUGCCUGACAUCCAUGUCUUCUAACUUCCAAAUGCCACUGCUGAUAGUAGCAGAGUCCUCUGUCAGUUUGUGACCUUUCUUGUUGCUUCAUGUGUAACCGUUUCUACGUCAGCUUCUUUAUUUCUUUGUCCUCCCAGUUUGAUUAGCUCCUCAAUAGAAAGCUUUUCAGCCUCAGUGCCAACAAGCUCAGGAAUAUUCUCAUUAUUAAUGUCCAACCCUGGCUGUUUCCCAAGCACUAAUAUCUUGUUACUUACUAUUCAUCAACACCAGAAUCUUUGCUAAAUCCUCUGAGUGUGUUCACAUAUACCUUCCAUCACGCAUUGCUACAUGACUUCUCAUUCUGGAAGGAUCCAGAAUGUGAAAAUCUUUCUAAAACUUGGAGCAUUUGGCUAGAUUCAGUCACUUCAGCAGCCUAUACAAAUGGCAUAAGUAGUAUGCUUUGAACAUAGCUGUUGCACCUUGGUCCAUUGAUUGAUUGAGUGUAGUUGUCUUUGUUGGCAAAUGUACAUUUACAUUAGGAUGUAUGUCCCUGAAAUGCUGUGGAUGCCCUGAAGCAUUAUCUCAGAUAAGAAGAAUCUUGAAUGGGAUGUUGUCUUGCCUACAGUAGUCUCUUGCCUGUGGAAUAAAACAGUUUGAAAACGAGUCUUUAAACAGUGCUAAUGUCAUCCAGGUUUUCUUGUUCUGGUGAUAAUAAAUGGGAAGCACAUACUUGCUCAUGUUCUUAAAUACUCUAGGGUUCACUGAGUAGAAAAGUCUUUCAUUUGAACUCUAAAACAUUUCCACCCAAAAGCAGCAUUAUAUGUCUUUCAGUGCUUUGAAUCCUGGCACUGUCUUGGACUCUUGAUAAAUGUAUGAAUGUCCCAGCAUAACCCUUCCAGAACAAGUUUGUUUUAUUGUCAUUGAGUAUUUGUUCUGGCAAGUAUUUCUCAUCCACAGUUACACUAUGCAGCGCUUCCUUAAAAGCUUCAGCACCUUCAGUAUUGGCACUUUCUGCCUCACUGCUAACCUUCACAUUAUGAAAAUUAUGGUGCCUUAUGAAGCACUGGAAUCGGUUAAGACUUUCUAUAAACAUUUGUGUAUGUGUGGGGUCAUCAGCAUGCUUUUUAGUAUAUUGAAAAGACUUCUUCCCUUAGGUUGGAUUGUCAGUGGGCUAAGUAGUAUGUGCUUCUGUAUUUGGUCUUUUAUCCAUGUGCCAAGUAAUUUCUCAAGGUCGCCAAUCGGCCCAUCUCUUUUCUUCUUGAUGACAGUGGAUUUAAGCCAAUACUGACCAUUAGUAUGAUUGUUGAUUAAGAAAGUCCUAACUCACAUGUGAUGGCCAUUACUAGCUUGCCACCUUCAUGCUAGGUAAUUAUCUUGAGUUUUUUCUCAAGAGUAAUUGCCUUUCUCUUCUCACCAGAGGCGGGAGGCACAGAUGGGUGUUUUGUAGACAUGAUGGGAUGGGAAAACACAAGACACGAUAUCCAAAAAUGCUGGCAGCAUAGUACACUGUAGAGUAUCAGUAGUUUACCCUUGUGAUGGCAGGGCUGACUGGGAGAUGUGCUGCCCCAGCGUCACAAGGGAGUAUCACAUUGCAUGUUGCUAGUCUGAGAAAAAAAAUCAAAGUUCAGAUUUUGAAGUACAGUUUCUGCUGAAUGUAUAUCACUUUCACAGUAUCCUAAGGUAAAAAAAAAUCUUAAAACCAUUCUAGGUCAUCUAGUCUUAUGGGGAAGGUCUUCUAGUAAUAAAUGUUUUUGUUUUUCUUUAUCUAAAAAUAUAAGUCUCCUUCAUUCUAGUAGGAUAUUUUUGUGGGAUACAGUAUUUGGGGUCAGCAGUUCUUUCCUUUUCCUUUCCUUUUCCUUGAAAAACAUGUCAUUUCCUUCUAUUCUCCUUGGUUCCAGAUGAGAAGUCUGCCAUUUGACCCAUUGUUUUUCUAUCUGUAAUGCUCUUUCUGUCAGGCUGUUUUCAUUGUGGUUUUUUAUUGUAUAUGUAGUUAAAAAGUUUGAUUAUAUACUGGCAUGAAAUUUUGGGGGUUUAUCCUGUUUGAUGUUUGCUUAGCUUUUUGAAUCUGUUGAUGUGUGCCCUUUGCCAAUUUGGAAGAUUUUUAGAUAUUCUUCAAAUAUUUUUUCAGUCCCACCGUUUCUCCUCUCUUUCAGGACUCCAGUAGUAUGAGUGGUAGAUCUUUUGUUCUUGUCCCAAAGGGUCCUUGGACUCCCAGUCUUUCCCUAUUCCCCAGUCUGUUUUCUCUUCGUUGCUCAGAGUGAUUUAUUUCCAUUGAUUUCUCUUUGAGCUCACCGAAUCUUUUCUUUCUUGUAUUUAAUCUAUUGAACUCAUCCAGCAAGUUUUCAUUUUGGGUUUUGAAUUUCUCAGUUGUUUAAUUUCUGUUUUUAUCCUUUAUACAUCUUCUAUUUCUCUGCCUAGUUUGUUGUGCCAAAGAAAGACUCUGAGAAAGCAUGCAGUACUGUGUAGUCCAAAGUCAUAUUUUCUGGUGGUUUAUCUUGACGUUGGAAUAGAAAUCCUAGAUUAUAGGGAGGAAUGGAAGGCCUGCAGUCUUCUGUGUUGGUAUCAAUGUAUAUUUCUAAGAACAGACUUGAGAAUUGAGAGUCAUAUUCAGAAUGUUUAGAGUUUUGUUCUCCAGGAAAGGUUUCUGUAUAAAAGUCCCCAGGUCUCUAUAACCGCCCCCCACCCUCGCUACUGGAAAGUAGAGCAUUUCUCUGAAACCUUUUCUAAGCUGAAAUGGCAUUAGGAAAGAAGCAAUUACCAUUAAUUUAUGUGAAAAAAAGUUUUUUUUAGCAUUCCCAGACUCAAAAAAAUAACCUCUCUUAGGGUUUUCUGAUACUUCAGGACAUCUUGGUAACAGAUGCACAAAAUAAAUCAAGAUAAAGCCCAGAUGCUCACAGACACAGUUCAAAGCUAUGGUGGCUCGAUGCUGAGAUUCUGAAUAGUUCCUGGGGAAGGAGCUUGGUGGUUCCAGUCUUGCUGCUUGGGGUGUGCACUGCUUCUGGAACACCUUGCUACAAAACAAAUUGCUGAAUUCUGUUUUUACUUUUCAAUUUUUUUGAUACAUGAGAAAAUCCUUCUCAGAUUUCUUCUGGUUAGUUAAAACAAGUACUAAUGUAGGUCUUCUGUAAAAGCAAAGUGGUGUAAACAAACUUUUGAAAAACAGUAAAUACCUGUGUAGCUUCAAAGGAGAAAGAGGUCCCUCCUCUUCAAGGACCACUUCCUCUUUGUGGUUGGACGCAUAUCCCCAAUCCCUGAUUUGUCUAGGACCUCUUUUAUACCCCCACUGCUUGGUCCUUAACUUCUCUCUCUUAAUCCCCUUCUGUCCUCUUAAUCUAUACCUGUGUUCAAGUCUGUAGUCUCACCCCCAGGCACUUUCUGCCCCACAUCCCCAGUGAGCUCUGCCCUUCUCUUUUCUCUCAUAGGCACACCCUAUGUAAAUGUUCUGUCCACUGUCCCCACCUACUCAUGUCCCUUUACCCUACUGACAACUAAACAGUGGUCUCCACCACUGUCACCUGACUUAAGCAGGUCUCACAAAGUUCCCUCUUGUCCUCCCACCCUUCUCCACGCCCCCAACACAAACAGUCUGUUAUUGGACCUUUUUACUGCUGUCCACCUCUUUGACUUGAAGGUACUUUCCUGGUUUCUGUGAGUUUCUGCCCUACUCUUUCAGAGGAUCUGUGUCUUCUUCCAUCUAUUAAACAGUUGUGCUUCUCAGAAUCUGUCUGUCGCCCUUGCUGUCUCACCUGCGAGGUGUUUCAUGAGUGAGUUAAUUCCCCCCUCGAGGUAUUUUACGCUCAGUGAUCUACAGAGUUCCCCAAAUCCUUGUCUCCAGGUUGAAUGUUUCUGGUCAUCCUUCCACGCCUUGGCAGUAUUCAUACGUACUGAGCCUGUUUGCAAGUGUCAUGUGGUCAUGGCCAUCACCAUGAGGAUGCACUCGUACUAAUCAUGAGAGCAAGCAGAUACG